Molecule: messenger RNA, 3825 nt
Organism: Phaeoacremonium minimum UCRPA7
Lineage: Eukaryota; Fungi; Ascomycota; Sordariomycetes; Togniniales; Togniniaceae
Product: putative ring finger membrane protein
Exons: 6
Coding region: 1-3825 (1274 amino acids)
Cellular component (GO): endoplasmic reticulum membrane
Molecular function (GO): zinc ion binding
Source: RefSeq, a predicted model, not a curated record
AUGGAGGACGCAGCAGCCGAUGCUGGCUUCGCGCCUCAGUCCGGCCCCUCCGCCCACCUGCGCCGACGCAUCUCGUCUACCGAACACACUCAGAUCCCGCCAUCCUCACGACCCGCCGCCGCCGCCGUCAAUGACCCCUCAGCUUCGUCAGAACCCGACACCUGUCGAAUAUGCAGAGGCGAGGCAACGCCCAGCGAGCCGCUCUUCUACCCUUGCAAAUGCAGCGGGAGCAUCAAGUAUGUCCACCAGGACUGCCUGAUGGAAUGGCUGUCCCAUUCUCAGAAGAAGCACUGCGAGCUGUGCAAAACCCCCUUCCGCUUCACCAAGCUAUACUCCCCAGACAUGCCCAAGUCUCUGCCCUUCAUCGUCUUCGUCAGCCACAUUGCCAAAUACAUAUUUCGCAACUUCUUGGUCUGGGCACGUGCCCUGCUCGUCGUCUUCGUCUGGCUCUGCUGGCUGCCCUACUUGAUGCGUAGUGUAUGGUCGUUCCUCUUCUGGAUCAGCGACGAGGGGCUUGGGGGUGGACAAAGUAUCUUCGCCAGCCAGGACGCCUCUUGGGACCGUCUGACAGGCACCUCAUUGUCCGUGUCCACAUUCGGAACCAGCGUGUGCCCCUCCAGCCCGCUCUUCGCUGCGACUACGACGGCGGCAGUCCUUGGCGGAGCAGGAAGCCCUCUCCAGACUGCGUCUGACGUUGUACCUCACAUAGUCAAGUCUCUCUACAACAUCAACCUUACAUAUAUCGAUCCAUUACCGAGCACGCUCCUACGGUUUCUCUUCGGUGCUGUCGGGCUUUCAGACACAUCGUCGCCUUUCAAUGCCUCGAAUAAUGCCGAAGGUGCUGCUUCGUCGACCGCCUACACGACUCCACCAACUCUAUUAAGCGACGUCAGCUUUCUCCAUAUGACCAAGUCUCGCAUGUUCAACCUGACCCUCAUCGCUGUGCUCGAAGGGCAGAUCAUCACAGUUCUGAGCGACAAUAGGACGCGCGUUCCCGCGGCCGAGGGAAGCACAGUGCAUGAGUACUUGAGGAUAUACCGUGAAGCUGGGGGUGAUCCGGAGAAGAUCCUGCAGAUUGCCAAGAAUGAACAGUUGGAGGACAAGUUGGCCUACUGGAUCAGACUUACUCAGUCAAUGGUAGAGAGGAGCAGACCCAGCGACGGGGAGGCCAUUGGUGAAGCUUCUACUUCGGCCAGGUCACAGAAGCUAGGGUCGGGCUAUGCGCCAUCCAGCUCUGGUGCUCCUGAAAUAUCGCGCUCUGGUACUUCCCGGAAUUCGGAUCGUUCGUCCGAGUGGGAGUGGCCCGACGACUUGCAAAGUAGUGAUAGCGGCUCUGCUGAGAAAGGCAAGGGAAAAGCAGAAUGGGAGAAUCUGCCAGAUUUCAACGAACUAGAGGCUGUUCGACGCCCUACACUGGAAGGAGCCCUCCCUCCACACCAGCCGGGUGGUCUUGCCCGGCUCCUAGCCGACUUCAUGUGGCAAGAUGUUGAUGCGAUCGAUCCUGGCGAGCUCCCACCGCUUCCUGACGAUGGCAAUGACUUUGCAGACCAUGACGAUCCAUUCGCACCCUUGGGAGAGGAUCCUGUUCCCCAAGAUAUAGAACGGGAUCGAGAAGUGGUUGAAGCUGCCGCCGCUGCGGGGCUUGAUGCGGAAGCCAUCGAGGAUGCUGAAGAUUUGGAAGGCAUCAUGGAACUGAUAGAGGCUAUUCUGACCAUCAACUCCGAGCUCGCAUACUGGAGUGCAAUGGACAGGACUUGGGCAAUUCUAGGCGGCUACCUUACGGUCUUUUUUGUUGCCGGUCUUUACCUACGGCGAGGCAGUCCAUUUUCACGGGGUCAGGCAGGGCAGGAGUGGGAAGCAUCCGUCAUCGAUGGUCUCAACCAAGCGAGCGGUGUCAUGAAAGUUAUCUUGAUCAUCGGCAUCGAGAUGCUCAUCUUUCCACUCUAUUGCGGCCUACUCCUCGAUAUUGCACUACUGCCACUAUUUGAGAACACCUCGAUCAUCUCGCGGAUCUUGUUUACCGUAAACUACCCCCUUACCUCAAUCUUUGUGCACUGGUUCGUUGGCACAGGAUACAUGUUCCAUUUUGCUCUCUUUGUGUCCAUGUGUCGCAAAAUCAUGCGCAAAGGGGUUCUUUACUUUAUCCGCGACCCUGAUGAUCCCGAAUUCCACCCUGUCCGUGAUGUUCUUGAGCGAAACGUCACCACCCAGCUUCGCAAGAUUCUGUUCUCCGCCUUUGUGUAUGGAGCUCUGGUCAUCAUUUGUCUUGGCGGGGUUGUCUGGGGGCUUGCUUACUCGAUACCUAACGUGCUACCCAUACACUAUUCAUCGAACGAACCCGUUCUUGAGUUCCCCAUCGAUCUCUUGUUCUACAAUUUCCUCAUGCCUUUGGCUGUCAAAUUUUUCAAGCCGAGCGAUGGACUGCAUGCCAUGUACACUUGGUGGUUCCGCAAGUGCGCACGUGCUCUUCGCAUCUCUUGGUUCUUAUUUGGAGAGCGUCGCAUUGACGAAGAAGGAACUUUAGUCUUGGCACCAGGCUCACCACAUCGCUCAUUGGCUUGGUGGAAGAGACAGCUUUUGGAACUGACUGAGGAUAACAACGUCAUCCCCAAGACAUGGAGGGACACUUUUGAGGGCGGAAAAGCAAAGCCCACAUCAACGAUACCCUCGGACGAUAUGAUCCACCUCAACGUGAAGAAGGUUCACCUAGUACAGUCUCAACAACUGAUCCCGGAUGGCCGCUUCGUCCGUAGUCCGGCCUCGGAUCAGGUCAAGAUUCCCAAAGGCAAACAAGUAUUCCUGGAUGUCUCCGAAAACAAUCUUCGCUUGGAUGGAAAGGCCGAUCUUGUAGAGACAGACCUCUACUCCACGAAUCAGUACCAAUUCGUGUAUAUCCCCCCGAACUUCAGGUUGCGAGUCUUCCUGUUCAUAAUGUUCAUUUGGAUAUUCGCCGCCGUAACCGGGGUCGGGUUUACUAUCAUCCCACUUGCCUUUGGCCGCCAGAUGUUCCACCUCCUCAUUCCGUCACAUAUUCGGACCAACGAUAUCUACGCAUUCAGCAUCGGCAUCUACCUCUUGGGAUCUCUUGCAUACUCUAUUGUGCAUAUUCAUUCAUUAAUAAAAAAUGCAAGAAACUGGACCAGAGACACGUUGUCAACCAUGCUCCAGCGCGAUGCUGUCCGCCGCGUCGCAAGAGUUGUUCGCCAUGGUGCGAAGCUCGUGUAUGCAUACUUGUUUCUACUCAUUAUUUUCCCUCUCAUGGUCUCGUCUCUCAUGGAGCUCUACUUCCUUAUUCCCCUCGAUACCUACAUGUAUUCUGCUAUUCUAUCCACGACAGUAACUCGGGAGACGGCUGCUUUAGGAAUACAUGGUCCUAAACACACCAUUCGCGUCAUUCAGUCUUGGACCAUUGGUGUAUUGUAUCUCAAACUUGGUGCUCGUAUCGUGGCAUCCUGGUAUCGCGACACACGUAUGACGGCUGCCAUUCGAGCGGUGCUUCGACGUGGGUGGCUCGAGCCCGAUGUCUCCAUUCUCACACGAGCGUUCGUUGUGCCGGGGGUGCUGCUAUGGGUUCUUGCUGUCGCGGGGCCUUUGAUAUCAGCACGAAUCUUCGUUCAGUACGGAGCCUUGGGUCCUGUGCCUGAUGACGCAGCUUUGACCCUGAUAUACCGCCUCAGCUUCCCCAUUGCAGCUAUGGGCGCCGUAGGUGCUUAUAUCCUUUGGAGCUUGAUCGACGUGUUCAGAAGCUGGCGAGUCAGGAUUCGUGACGAGGCUUACUUGAUUGGAGAGAGGUUACAUAACUUUGGUGUUGGUACACAUGUCUAG